AUGGCUGUGGGACCCCGACGCAACCACCUUCCCCUAUGGCCUUCAGCUGCCAUCGAGCAACGACGGCCUGGCUGUUGGAGGAUGCGGUUUGCAGCCUGUGAUUCUGGGACCACCUGUGCAGGGCGGCGGCCGAGGGCAGCGCGCUGGACCCGCGCCCCUCGCCAGCCGCCGGGCCGGCUUGAUUACUGCCCUCCCCGGCCCGACCGCGGGCACCUGAACGCCGACAGCAGAGCACGGCGACCUCUGGGGCUAGCGCGCAAGGUCAGACCAGGUCCAGGGCUUCCCUGCCCUCUGCGGGGACCCUGGAGCACCGACAGCCCCACCUCCCCACCUCCAAGCCCCACUCCCAUCUCCCACCAGGGGCAAGAAGGUGGAGGGAGGCCAGCGGACACAACCCGAGGACCCAGGCGGCCUGCGCCUCCGCGCCAAGCCUGGGGGUGGCCGAUGGCAAGGGAGGCCCGGAGUAACCCAGCCAGUGAGGGCCAGGCUGCAGCUAACACUGAUCCUGCUUCUGGGGCCGACACAGGCCUGGUCUGUGAUGGUGGGACUUACCAGAGCUUAGUGGAAAGAAAAUCCCUGAGUCUGGGGCUUCAGGAGUCUCAGGCUGGGGAGGGACUCUGGUAGCACCCAUGAGGGGACACGUGGUUGUGCCCCAGGGAGGCCAGCCACCUGCUCUCCACUUGCCCUUGGAUAGAAAAGGGAGGUGGAUUUAACCUGCUCCAGGAGACAUGACUUUUAUUUUUAAGACUUUUUAAAAUUGAAGUUAAGCACACACACAGAACACUGCACAAAUCAAAGUGUACAACUGAAAGAAUUUGCACAUGCUUUGCAUACCUGUGCAACCAGCACCCAAAUUAAAAAACAGCACCUCACCGGCACCCAGAAGCCCCUCGAGACCCCUUCCACCUACUGUUCCCGAGUCCAGCCUCUCUCCUGACUCAGCCCGCAGGCGCUCUGGCCUGCUUCUGAACUGUGUGUAGAUGGAGCCAUACAGUGGGUGCCGUUUUGCGUCUGGUUUCUUUUGCUGCAUAUUAUGUUUGUGAGGUUUGUCAGUACUCUCACAGGCAGUCAAGGGCUGUUCGUACCCAUUGCUGGUGGCUUGCCAUUGUGUGGCUCUGUUAAAAUGUAUUCACCCAUGUUACUGCUAAUGGACAUUUGGGGAGGUUCCAGUUCCUGGCUAUGGUGAAUAGUGCCACUAUGAACAUUCUAGUUCCUGUGUAUUGUGAACAUAUGAAUGCAUUUCUGUUGGGUGAAUACCCAGGGCAGGGAUGACGGGGCCCGGCUGUGUGUCUGCUCAGCUUUGGAAGAUACAGGAAUGUUACUUUUUAAUCAUUUCAGUAAGAAUGAUUUUUCAAGGUAA
Messenger RNA from Homo sapiens (human), 1360 nucleotides. RefSeq lists its product as uncharacterized. Bases 1 to 624 code for a protein of 207 amino acids. Lineage: Eukaryota; Metazoa; Chordata; Mammalia; Primates; Hominidae. The transcript has 2 exons. The record is from RefSeq and is a predicted model, not a curated record.